UACAGGUUUCUGAGGAGGGAGAGAGAUCGGCAGAGAAGGAGAACGAGACCAGUGAAGAAUGGCAAAGAGGGGAACCUGAAGCGAAAUGGAAGUGGAGGGAGGAAUCCACCCGUCCUGAAGGUGCCGACUGCCAUGAGAUCACAGCGCCAGAAGCAAGUCACAGAGGAAAGAAAAGGAUUGCAUUCCCUACGUGUGCAGACUUCUUAGCUGGCCCAUCAGAUCUUAGCACACAACAGAGAAUGCCGGAUAGGGAGGAAUUAUUCCAAGCUUUAGAGGGUGCAAAGGAUAUCAGUCAGAGCAAAAACAUUCUUUUUCGUAAACAGUGGCCGACGGAGAAGAAGCCAUACAAAUGCUCAGACUGUGGAAAGAGAUUCAGGCAGAAUGUCCACCUUAUUGUACACAAAAGAGGACACAGUGGUGAAAAACCAUACGAAUGCUCAGAGUGUGGGAAAAGCUUUAGUCAGAGAGCAGUUCUUACUUCCCAUCAAAGAAUCCACACAGGGGAGAAACCAUAUAACUGCUCCGAAUGUGGAAAGAGCUUCCGUCACAGUUCGGGUCUUUCUUCCCAUCAAAGAAUCCACACAGGAGAGAAACCAUAUCAAUGCUCAGAUUGUGGGAGGAACUUCUCUCAGAGUGCGAAUCUUGCCUCUCAUAAAAAAAACCAUACAAUGGAGAAACCAUAUAAAUGUCCCCAGUGUGGGAAGAGCUUCAGUCACAGCUCAGGUCUUACUUACCAUCAAAGAAGCCACACAGGAGAGAAACCGUAUCAAUGCACUGAGUGUGGGAAGAGUUUUAGUUGGCGCACAAGCCUUACUUACCACCAAAGGAUCCACACAGGUGAGAAACCAUAUAAAUGCUCUGAAUGUGGAAAGUGCUUCCAUCACAGUUCAGGUCUUUAUUCCCAUCAAACAACCCACACGGGAGAGAAACCAUAUCAGUGCUCUGAAUGUGGAAAGAGCUUCCGUCACAGUUCAGGUCUUUCUUCUCAUCAAAAAAUUCACACAGGAGAGAAACCAUAUCAAUGCUCUGAAUGUGGAAGGAGCUUCUCUCAGAGCGGAAAUCUCGCCUCUCAUCAAAAAAUCCACACAAUGGAGAAACCAUAUAAAUGUCCCCAGUGUGGGAAGAGCUUCAGUCACAGCUCAGGUCUUGCUUACCAUCAAAGAAUCCACACGGGAGAGAAACCAUAUCAGUGCUCUGAGUGUGGAAAGCGAUUUAGUCGGAGCACAAGCCUUACUUACCACCAAAAUAUCCACACAGGCAAGAGACCAUAUAAAUGCUCUGAAUGUGGAAAGAGCUUCUGUCACAGUUCAGGUCUUUCUUCCCAUCAAAAAAUCCACACAGGAGAGAAAGCACAUCAAUGCUCUGAAUGUGGAAAGAGUUUUAGUCGGAGCACAAGCCUUACUUACCACCAAAGGAUCCACACAGGCGAGAAACCAUAUAAGUGCUCUGAAUGCGGAAAGAGCUUCCGUUACAGUUCGAGUCUUUCUUCCCAUCAAAGAAUCCACACAGGAGAGAAACCCUAUAAAUGCGUACAAUGUGGAAAGAACUUUAGUCGUAGUUCUCGUCUUUCUUGCCAUCAAAGAAGCCACACAGGGGCCAAUCCAUAUAUAUGCUUGGAGUGUGGAAAGAUCUUUAGUCAGAGCACAAUGUUCAGUAUGCAUCAAAGGAUCCACACAGGAGAGAAACCAUAUCAGUGCUCAGAGUGUGGAAAGAGCUUUUCUGAGAGGGCAAAUCUUGCCUCUCACCUCAAAGAAUCCACAAGGGAGAAACCGUAUACAUGCUUUGAGUGUGAAAUAAGCUUUAGUCAGAGCACAAUGCUCAAUAUACAUCAAAGAAUUCACAUGGGAGAGAAACCAUUUUAAUGUUCAGAGUGUGGAGUUUUACUCAAAGUGGAAAU
Messenger RNA from Gekko japonicus, 1897 nucleotides. Its product is annotated as zinc finger protein 665-like. Bases 240 to 1862 code for a protein of 540 amino acids. Gene Ontology annotation, molecular function: DNA-binding transcription factor activity, RNA polymerase II-specific; RNA polymerase II cis-regulatory region sequence-specific DNA binding. The transcript has 4 exons. The record is from RefSeq and is a predicted model, not a curated record. Gene Ontology annotation, biological process: regulation of transcription by RNA polymerase II. NCBI's taxonomy places the organism in Eukaryota, Metazoa, Chordata, Lepidosauria, Squamata, Gekkonidae.